ACAUUGGCCUUGGGGGCGGGGCUUGGGCACAAGAUGGCCGCUGCGCGCCCAGAGGCCCAGAGUCCGAGCUCACCGACCCCGGAGUCGCGAUCCCAGGAGCCACUGGACCUGGUCCUGGUGCCUGAUGACUGCCGGCCUGGCACACCCCCGAGUGACCUCAUCGAGAUCCAGGUGGUGAAGGUGACGGACACCACGCUGGUCCCUGAGCCCCCGGAGCCAGGUUCUUUCCACUGUGCCUUGUGCCCUGCUGCCUUCCGGCUGGUUUCGGAGCUGCUGUUCCACGAACAUGGCCACUUGGCUGGGGCCGAGGGAGGCGGGCAGGGUGGGGACCCGAGCCGGUGCCACGUGUGCGGCCACAGCUGCCCGGGCCCCGCCAGCCUGCGCGCGCACUACAGCUUGCACACGGGGGAGCGGCCCUACCGCUGCGCGCUCUGCCCCCGCGCCUUCAAGGCCUUGGCGCCCCUGCUCCGGCACCAGCACCGGCACGGGGUGGAGCCGGGCACCUCUCAGAGGCCUCCGGACGCAGCGGCCGUUGCAGAACAGAGGCCCGGGGUGGCCCCGGAGAGGGCGGAGGUGGUGAUGGCGGCGGCGGCGGCGGGCGCAGCGGUGGGGAAGCCUUUUGCCUGCAGGUUCUGCGCCAAGCCCUUCCGCCGCUCCUCAGACAUGCGAGACCACGAGCGCGUGCACACUGGCGAGCGGCCAUACCAUUGCGGCAUCUGCGGCAAGGGCUUCACCCAGUCCUCGGUGCUUAGCGGCCACGCCCGCAUCCACACUGGCGAGCGCCCGUUCCGCUGCACGCUCUGCGACCGCACCUUCAACAACUCCUCCAACUUCCGCAAGCACCAGCGCACCCACUUCCACGGGCCGGGGCCGGGGCUAGGAGACUCUGGAGGCCAGCUGGGCUCGUCGGCGGCUGAGGGGUCGGGGAGCAGGCAGAAGACACUCACCAGGUUAUCUGUGAAGAGACUCUGGGAUCCCAUCACCUCAAAGCCAGAGGGUCCCCAAGUCACCGCUGAGAGCACUUGAGCCUCAAGGAUAUGGAGUUUUGCUCUUGUUGCCCAGGCUGGAGUCCAAUGGCACAAUCUCUGCUCACUGCAACCUCUGCCUCCUGGAUUCAAGCAAUUCUGCCUCAGCCUCCUGAGUAGCUGGGAUUACAGGUGGGCGCCAUCACGCUCAGUUCAUUUUUGUAUUUUUAGUAGAGAUGGGGUUUCAUCAUGUUGGCCUGGCUGGUCUCAAAUUUCUUACCUCAGGUGAUCUACUCGCCUCGGCCUCCCAAAGUGUUGGGAUUACAGGCGUGAGCCACUGCGCCCGGACACCUGCCCUCUUCAUUCUCCAUAUGGCAUCCACGCAGAUCCUUGUCACCAAGCCACAGCUCCUUGUGGCUUUGAGACGAUUUGGAAAUGUGAAUGCCUACAGGAGCUGGGUGAAAAUGUAAAUACACGAGCAAGACAGCCAGGUUCGAGGGGAAAAUAUCAGCAACAUGAAAUAAUGGCGAUUGCCACCAGGUCUCAGAAUUGGUAUUCAACAAAUUGGAGAGUGCCUCUUCAGAAGAGGGUAAUGGCUGCUCAGCUCCGGAACACAGAUUGGGUUGCCACAUCUUCCAGUUUCUUUCAGAAGUUCCAUUAGUUCACAUUAUGUAAAAUCUUUUGAUUUCCCAAUGUUGGCAGUCAAGUCAAACUUUUUUAAAAAUGCACAGACUAAACAAAAAUGUGUUGGUGGUCAUAUUCGGCCUUGCAGCUGCCAGUUUCCAGCCUCUAGCCUAUAAAAUCACCCAAGCCCCACAGUUUGGAAUUCAAGACCCUUCAGGGUUUAGCCCCCAAGAACCCAACCUCCAGCCAUACUAAUCUGUCUUAAAUGCUCCAGAAUAGCAGGGUUUAGUUCAACACACUAAACUCUCCGCCUGGAAAUCUUUGCCACUUCUUUUUUUUUUUUUUCAUAUUUAUUUAUUUUUUUGAGACAGAGCCUUGCUCUGUCGCCCAGGAUGGAGUGCAGCGGCAUGAUCUCGGCUCACUGCAAGCUCCGCCUUCUGGGUUCAUGCCAUUCUCCUGCCUCAGCCUCCCCUGUAGCUGGGACUACAGGCGCCCGCCACCUGCUCCCACCACCACACCCGGCUAAUUUUUUGUAUUUUUAGUAGAGACAGGGUUUCACCGUGUUAGCCAGGAUGGUCUGGAGCUCCUGACCUCGUGAUCCACCUGCCUAGGCCUCCCAAAGUGCUGGGAUUACAGGCAUGAGCCACCGUACCCGGCCUCUUUGCCACUUCUUUACCUGGAAAACUCCAGUUGGUUUAUGUCAUCGUUCAGGGAUCACCUUCUCCCCAAGAAGCUUUUCUAGCCCCCCUUCCACUCUGACAGGUGACUCCUCUGUGCUCCCUCAAGCCCUAGUGAUACUUCCAAGUCCCUUACACUGUGAGGCUCCAUUUCCAUGUUACUGCUGAACCCUGAACCCUGGGGGCACUGGCACAACGUCUGUCUCAUGCUGGGUCUUCAGCAUUAGAACAUGGAGCCACACAGGGUAGCUGCUCUCCCAUGGGUCACACAGGACUCACCCAAGCAGCGCUCUUACCUAGUUUCAUCUUCAAGUUUUUUUUCCUUUUUUUUUU
Messenger RNA from Gorilla gorilla gorilla (western lowland gorilla), 2599 nucleotides. RefSeq names its product zinc finger protein 784 (gene ZNF784). Gene Ontology annotation, cellular component: nucleus. The transcript has 4 exons. Lineage: Eukaryota; Metazoa; Chordata; Mammalia; Primates; Hominidae. Gene Ontology annotation, biological process: regulation of transcription by RNA polymerase II. Gene Ontology annotation, molecular function: DNA-binding transcription factor activity, RNA polymerase II-specific; RNA polymerase II transcription regulatory region sequence-specific DNA binding. The record is from RefSeq and is a predicted model, not a curated record. Bases 34 to 1026 code for a protein of 330 amino acids.